UAACAUUAUUUUUGUAAUCUGGAUCAGUCCGUUCUCAUCAGUUUUAUUUGACAGAUCCGUCAGUAUGAGUAACAAAAACACACAUGGAUUUAAGGGCAUAUUCAAAAAGAUGUACAAACGAGAAGUGAAAGAAGGUGACAGGCAAAAAAGCCAAAUCAUGGAUAGCUCGCAGACGAUGAAGUUGGAAAAGAGUCGUGAAGGGGAUCGCAAGGUGCGUAAAAAGGAUGAGGAACUUGUACGUAAACUGCAACAGGAACUGGAGCGUCAACGGCGAAAGGAUCUCGAGCGGGAAAGAGAGCUCUCCAGGCAACGUGAGCUGGAAUGGAAAGAAGACCUCGAGAAAGAACGCCAGCGUGAAAGAGAAAUGGAACGAGAAUUGGCAAAACAGGAGCCCUCGACCUCCAAAAAACCAAACCCAGAAAUCAGCAAAUUUGACGAGGAAUUCGAGCGGGACAUUGAGAAAUUGGAGCACCAGGUGUGCCCUCUAGAUUUUCGCUCCAAGACCAUGGCCACCAUGUGGAUAGAUAAACUUCGCAAUGCUUCCCAUAAUCCAGCCGAAGCUAGGGCCAGAAAUAUAAUAACGUCCCACCUGCUCAAGUGCUUUGGCGAAAAUAUAUUCAAAAAGGAGCCCUUCAACCAACCACCGCCACCCGAAAGUUUGGCCAUCAUAAGGGAAAAAAUGUACUUGACGCGUGACAGUAUGUGUCAUGGCAUGCCCGUGGUCAAAAAGAGUGAACCAAACUUUAAUUUAAACCAAUUGUUCAACGAUUCGUACGAUGGCGGCGAAUUCCUGAGCCAGCUUCCAGUGCCUCGCGAUGGUGCCUUCUUUAUUUUUCACAUGCAUCCAAAUUUAUAAAAGUAAAUUGAACAGCUAAAUUCAAAUUGUAAUUACAAAUAAAACUCAU
Messenger RNA from Drosophila elegans, 905 nucleotides. Its product is annotated as genetic suppressor element 1. The transcript has 3 exons. NCBI's taxonomy places the organism in Eukaryota, Metazoa, Arthropoda, Insecta, Diptera, Drosophilidae. The coding region runs from base 65 to 856 and encodes 263 amino acids. The record is from RefSeq and is a predicted model, not a curated record.